AUGGCCGCCACCGCCACCGCCACCGCCGCCGCUUCCCUUUCCCUCCACCUCCGCCUCCGCCCUCCUCCCCAUGCCCACCGCAGCCCCCUUCGCCAUGCCCCGUUCCUCCUAUCCCCUUCUCCGUCCACCCCUUGGCCUCCUCACCACCUUCACGUCGCUAACGGCCGGCUCCCUCCCCCUUGCCGCCCCUCUGUGAAGGCGCGGGCAGGUGCCAUCGAGGCUCCGAGCCUCGCGCGCCUUGGGGGCGCCGUAGAGACCGACCGCCUCCCCGCCGACGUGCGCGACCGCGCCAUGGACGCCGUCGACUACUUGGGCGGCCGCGUCACAAUCGGCGACGUCGCCUCCCGCGCCGGCCUGCAGAUUGACCAGGCAGAGCGCGCGCUCCAGGCUCUCGCGGCAGACACCGGGGGCUUCCUGGAGGUUUCGGGGGAAGGGGAGGUGCUGUACGUCUUCCCCGAAGACUACAGGGCGAAGCUCGCUGGCAAGUCAUUCAGAAUGCGGGUCGAGCCACUGGUCGAUAAAGCCAAGGAAGCGGGUGCGUAUCUGGCGCGGGUGUCUUUUGGGACAGCACUAGUUGCUUCCAUUGUGCUUGUAUAUGCUACCAUCAUUGCCAUUCUCUCAAGCUCGAGCAGUGAUGAAGAUAAUCGUGGAAGGCGGCGCAGAUCCUAUGGCUCUACGAUGUUCCUCCCAACAGAUUUAUUUUGGUACUUGGAUGCAGGUUCCUCCAGGAGGAGGCGGGUAGAAAAAGAUAAGGGGAUGAGCUUUAUUGAAUCUGUCUUCUCGUUUGUAUUUGGGAAUGGUGAUCCUAAUGACGGGCUUGAAGAGAGAAGGUGGAAGAUGAUUGGGCAGUAUAUUUCAUCGAAUGGUGGAGUUGUUACGGCAGAAGAACUGGCACCGUAUCUUGAUGUACCGGCACCUGCAGAGCAAACCAACUCCAAGGAUGAUGAAUCAUUUAUUCUUCCAGUUCUUUUACGCUUCCAGGGACAUCCUUUAGUUGACGAUCAGGGAAACAUUCUUUAUCGAUUCCCAUCGCUGCAACGCACUGCUUCCUCGAAAGGAGGUGGGAGUAGGGAAUAUGUUGGUACAAGAUGGUCUACAAUGUCGAGUGGCGUUGAAAAGUUUAUGGAAGAGAAACCAUGGGAAUUCAGUGAAGCAAAUGCAUUAGAGAGGGCAAUGGUUGCUGGUUUGGGAGGACUCAAUCUUUUUGGCGUCAUAAUUCUGGGAAACUUACUGAAGCAAAUGACAAUGACACCUGGUGGGCUUAUCUCAUUUGCUGCGCAGUUAUUUCCCUUGCUUCAGAUAUAUGCUGGCUCCUUUUUUGCAAUACCAUUAUUUAGAUGGUUGCUGCUACGCAAGACCAACAAUGACAUUGCAAGGAGGAACAAGGCUAGAGAAGAGAGAGCCCAGGAACUUUUGUCGCCAGAACCUUCUCUCAGAAGAAAGUUGCUCAGUGCACGCGACAUGGCUCAGUGGAAGGUGAUUACACCAGGGGAGAUUGUCUACACAACCGAAAAGGAUCUAUUGGAUCAGAAAUAUGAAGUUAGGGAGUGGGAAAGGCGAUUUAAGAAACUUGAGUCAGACUGA
Triticum turgidum subsp. durum (durum wheat) is the source of this 1584-nucleotide messenger RNA. The record is from the annotation of a GenBank genome assembly. NCBI's taxonomy places the organism in Eukaryota, Viridiplantae, Streptophyta, Magnoliopsida, Poales, Poaceae.